This is a messenger RNA of Aspergillus campestris IBT 28561, 575 nucleotides long. RefSeq lists its product as uncharacterized. Bases 75 to 479 code for a protein of 134 amino acids. The record is from RefSeq and is a predicted model, not a curated record. The transcript has a single exon. NCBI's taxonomy places the organism in Eukaryota, Fungi, Ascomycota, Eurotiomycetes, Eurotiales, Aspergillaceae.
GUGACUUUGCCUUUGUCUUUCUCGUCGCAAAGCUCCGGACGUAACUUUAUUCUUGACGGAUCUUCAAGUUUAGCAUGGUAUUGCCCCUGGCAUCAUUGUCGAUUCUAGCCUUGCACAAAACCUUCACUGGCAGCUUCGCUCGUGUUUUUGUCGGGGUUUAUCCCCGUGGUCCACUACAGACGUUCCAAAAAAAGGUUCGGGAAAACGCCCCCAAAUCCAUCGAGACAUGGGGGAAACCGCCUGCGAGUCAGUCGCCUUCAGAUCCAAUCGUUCUAGGCGUCCUACUUAAAUCACCACGUGUUGAUCGAAAUCACCACCAUGAUGACAAUCUCUUCUGGGUGGGAAGGCCAAGAGACAUCUCAAGCCACGCCAAUGGUUCGAGAAGAAUGCCGAUCUCGGUCUCACAAACAAUUACAUACAUGCUCCAUACAUCGCGCCUGAUCGAUCACGAUCUCUUGAAUCGGUGGAGUUUCCAUUGAGUAAACAUCUGAGGUGUUCAUUUCGUUUCUCGUAUUAGAAGCAUGGACCGCGCUGUCGGCCCAUGUGAGAGCCAAUCUCCAGGUCAAAAUAGUAGU